AUGGCAUUAUCAGGAUUAUUUAUGUUAAAAGCAAUUAAACGUGAACAUCCAUCUAUUUUUACAAUUGUACAAAGUAGUGAUAUUGUAAUUGCUAUUGUAUUACAAAAUCUAUUUACAGAUAUUAAAUCAAAUUGGUAUGUAUUAUUAGGAUCAUUAUUAGUUUUAACCAGUAUUCUAUUAGUGGGCGGUUAUAAAUUAUAUAUCAAUCGUCCACACGAAUUAACGUCUAACAUAGAGGAUGUACCGACUGAGCAAGAAUAA
This is a messenger RNA of Didymodactylos carnosus, 261 nucleotides long. The record is from the annotation of a GenBank genome assembly. NCBI's taxonomy places the organism in Eukaryota, Metazoa, Rotifera, Eurotatoria, Philodinida, Philodinidae.